CUGGUGAAUGAACUCUGCGACUUUUCCCGUGAACCGACCUCAAUUUCCGAACAGGGGAAACACCAGUGACCAUUUAUUUUGAUCAGUCCUGAACUCAAAUGAGUGUUUGAUACGAUGGGUAAACAUUACGACGAGGGAGACAGAGGCGGCUGAGCAUGGUGCUGGCCACCCAUCCCCUGGAGUGCCUUGCAGGCUUUCCGAGGUGCUACUCGCUAACAGCACUUGCCCCUACAGUCUGUGAAGACUAUACGGGGGAACUUUGUCUUUGUGUCUGUGUGGGAAGCGGUGGUGUUGCAGUCAGCGCGCUGCGCUACGAACCUGGCGACUCGAGUUCGAUUCUCGCUAACGGCCCACGCCAGUGACGAUUAUCUGAACCGGUCCUGGGCCCUAGGUCGACUCAGCCUCAAAUGAGUACUUGGUGUAGCGGUGUGUAACAAACAUUGCUAGUACUGGGGAGACAAAGGCGGUCGGGCGUGGUGCGAGCCACCCACCCCCUCGUGUGCCGUGCCGGCCUUCAUAGGUGCUCGCUAACAACACUUGCCCCACCAGUCUGUUAAGGCUACACGGGGACUCUUUGUCUAUGUGUGUGUCUAUGUGUGUGUCUAUGUGUGUGUCUAUGUGCGGAACAUCUUCGCCGGUUGGAAACAUUUAGGCUGGCCUGCCUACGAUCCAUCCUGGGUUUAACCAGGCUGGAUUGUGUGAGGAGCUCACAAAUCCUUGAAAGAUCUGGGCAAAGUCCCAUCAGUGAGCUCCUCCGGCAGGCAAGGCUGCGUUGGCUGGGUCAUGUAGCCCGCAUGCCCAGCCACCGCAUGCCUAAACAGCUUUUGUUCGGCCGGAUCGAGGGGGCUAGACGGGCGCGACACGGGCUGGAGAAGAGAUGGAGUGAUGUGGUACAGGAGGACGUGGAGCUGAGUGGACUUGCCGAUGACCGGUACCAGCGGUGUCAAGAUCGGCCUCUGUGGAGGAGGCUCGUGAAGGACGCUACUGGGCAGUAGGAGGCAGUCGCCCUCCAACAACAACGGAGGGCGGAGGAGCGACGCUCACAACAACGAGCGGAGCGCCGGGUGGCUAAAGCACAGCAAGUUGGCACAGUAGGGGGCACAGGUGGUGCAUCAGCCAGUCAUCUCGGUCAUCUCGGUCAGUCGACCCGUGGCACCUGCUGGGUCUGCCCCGUGACCUCCUGCCAGCGGGCUUUCGACACUUCACGUGGCCUCAAGGUGCACUUGGCCUGGCACAAGCAUCGUGGUGACGUCACCGCCACUUAGUGGCGAAUGGCGGUUGUUGUUGUUGUUGUUGUUGUGUGUGUGUGCGUGUCUGUGUGUGUCUGUGUGUGUGUCUGUGUGUGUCUGUGUGUGUGUGUGAGUGUCUGUGUGUCUGUGUGUGUAAGUGUGUGUCUGUGUGUGUGUGUGUGAGUGUCUGUGUGUCUGUGUCUGUAAGUGUGUGUGUCUGUGUGUGUCUGUGUGUCUCUAUGUGUGUGUGUGUGUCUGUGUGUCUGUGUGUCUGUGUGUGUGUCUGUGUGUGUGUGCGUGUCUGUGUGUGUCUGUGUGUGUGUGUGUGUCUGUGUGUGUCUGUGUGUGUGUGUGAGUGUCUGUGUGUCUGUGUGUGUAAGUGUGUGUCUGUGUGUGUGUGUGUGAGUGUCUGUGUGUCUGUGUCUGUAAGUGUGUGUCUGUGUGAGCGAGUAACGGUGACGCUGCUGAGUGCCGCGUGUUACGUAUGCGGCCCCGAGGUUCCGCCCCCCGCGCUCCCGGCGAUAUAAACCCCCCGGCCCCCUGGGACACGCAGAGUGGAGUCCCCCGUGUGCCUCCAGGUCUCCGCGUUGCCCGGUCCCCCCGUGUCUCCCGGUAGCCCAGUUGACCACCCCGCGUGGCAACGAUUCUCCCCCCUGUGUCCGCGUUCCCGCGUCUCCUCCCCGUGUCUUUGUGUCUCCUCCGAGUCCCAUUGUCUCAGGGUCUCCAACACUCCGCGCGCGUCACCCCGAGCUCCGGAUUUGGACCCCGCAGACCCCGCUGGGCCCGCAGCGUUCGCGGACAUGCCGGGAGCUGCCCCGCGGCGGAGUCUCUAGGGUCGCCUCUGCACCGCCUCCAAGCGGGUGACGGGGGUGGGGGAGCUCCCGCCCGGCUCCCGCCAGGCUCCCCGUGGGCCGCCCGGCCCCCCCAGGGGGGACGAUGUCCUCCACGGGCCUGGAGAUCCUCGGCUUCUCGCUGGGCGCGCUGGGCUGGCUCCUCGGCGUGGUCGCCUGCGCGCUCCCCACGUGGCGCGUCACCGCCUUCCUGGGCCAGACGCUGAUCGUGGCGCAGAGCACCUGGGAGGGCCUGUGGAUGAACUGCGUGGUGCAGAGCACGGGCCAGAUGCAGUGCAAGGUGCACGACUCCAUGCUGGCGCUCAACGGCGAGUUGCAGGCGGCGCGCGCCAUGACGGUGCUCGCCAACCUCCUCGCCCUCCUCGCGGUCGGCGUGGCGGCCACGGGCAUGAGGUGCACGACGUGCGGCGACGAGGACGGCUCGGCCAAGGGCCGCCUCACGGCCACGGGAGGUGUCGGCUUCGCGCUGUGCGGCCUCCUGCUGCUGGCGCCCGUGUCGUGGACGGCGCACAACAUCGUGCGCGACUUCUACGACGUCGGCGUGCCGGUCACCCUCAAGCGGGAGCUCGGCUCGGCCCUGUACGUCGGCUGGGGGGCCGCGACGCUGCUGUUCCUCGGCGGGGGGCUGCUGUGCUGUUCGUGGCCACGAGCCGAGCCGGGCCGGCCCCGGCCCUUCUACGGCCUUCAGCCGGGCGGGUUGGCCAUGCACGGGACCGGCCCCAACGCUCCCGGGGUCCCGUUGCCGCGGAUGCACUCGGCGGCGGCGGCGCCAUACGGCGCCCCGCCGUACGAGGCCGCGCCCGCACCCUGCAACGGCAAGCAAAGCUACCACGUGAAGGAGUUCGUGUGAGGGAGGGGAGCGACCUCCGGGGGACGUCGUGGGACGUCGUGGGACGUGCGCGCUUCACUUGCAGCAGCCCGCAGCGAGCGUCCAGCCCGCAGAGCGCGCAAUGCGCAAUGCCGCCCACGUGAAAGCCCUGGAUUUGUGUUUGUUUGUGGCGACGGGGAAGGGUGCGUGAGUGGCCACGCCGGGCUCGGUGAACUGUGUGCGGGGGUGGGGGCCCACUCGUGUCGGUGUUGACGAAACCAUGCUUGUGUCUGUCGACCUGACGCCAGGAGUUAGAUUAUGGAGUUGAACCGAGCUGCACGUGACGUAAAGAGAGAGAGAGAGGGCACGCAACUCGUGUUAAGCUCAUCAUCAUCCCAUCAGCAGACGCCGAGAGACACGGACUGCCAUCCACGCAAGGCCGCCUGCUCGCCCGGCCACUACGCAGCUCGUCGCAUUCCUCCAGACAGAGCCCACGGCUGCAGCACGCGUUUACCACACCAGCUCGUGAGCUGCCUCGUCAAGACAGAGCCAUGUGAACACCCUAAGAACCUCCUUGAGGGAAUCCACCUUGAGGAACUCCACCUUGAGAUGCUCCACCUUGAAAUAUUCCACCUUGAGGAGCUUCACCUUGAGAUGCUUCACCUUGAGAUGCUCCACCUUGAGGAGCUCCACCUUGAGAGACGUCACCUUAAGGAGCUCCACCUUGAGGAGCUCCACUUUGAGAGAUGUCACCUUGAGGAGCUCCACCUUGAGAUGGUCCACCUUGAGGAGCUCCACCUUGAGGAGCUCUACCUUGAGGAGCUCCACCUUGAGAUGCUCCACAUGGAGAUGCUCCACCUUGAGAUGCUCCACCUUGAGGAGCUCCACCUUGAGGAGUUGAUGUGCGCCCACGCGUCCCUCUCGUGGCAAUGCCCACGGGUGGAGGAGGAGGAGAAGGAGGAGGAGAUGUCUCCACGGUCUCCACGGAUGCUGCUCGCUGCUCGCUUCACGCACGGCGCUGUGAGGCCCCCUGCAUCUCACAGCCGCCCUCUGCUUGUCCAAGCGACGGCCACGUGAUACAACUGAACUUUAUUGCGGUACCCCCGGGUACAAUAGUACCACGGCUCUCGCACAAUGUCCGUGAUGCAGUCAUUUUUAGUUUGUUGAUGGUCGGCGAUGCGGCAAUCGACUCAUCUCGAUGAGCUGUACACGAUGCACCACCACGGUGCAUACCGCGAGCGUUCAGGGUUUCGGCGCAAUCGUCCUCGCUGCGAUUCGACAUCGCGAAGUGGCACUGAUGUCGGAUUGAUUGGUACCCCAGUCGCGGAGUGAAGUACACCCCUGGACAAAAAUAGUAUCCCAGAAAUAAAAUAUUUAAUUGCCUCGGCCAGUUUGUAUUAUUUGGUACCCCAGGGUACCGCCAUAAGGAACAAAUGUCCCCUGCAUUCGAUGCUUUAAUAAUAAUAAUACUUGACAAUAGUAGCCAGAGCAUUACGAUUGGGAAGUACGAUUGUUAUUUACAGAACGCCAAAUUGAAACCGUGAGUGCUAUGUAAUGGCCAAGUGUGAAGCCAACGUACUCUGAUGGUGAAGUAACAUUAUGGUGAGGUCAGUACCUGUGCUUGUGAAGUAUUGUCAGGGUGACGUGAGCUGUACGAUGGUGAGGUACAAUGACGAUGAUGAUGUGAGCUCUAUAAUUAGCUGAGUUCUAUGGUGAUGAGGUGAACUCUAUGAUGGUGAUGAGCUCUAUGAUGUUGAUGAGGUGAGCUCUAUGAUGGUGAUGAGGUGAGCUCUAUGAUGGUGAUGAUGUGAACUCUAUGAUGGUGAUGAAGUGAACUCUAUGAUGGUGAUGAGGUGAGCUCUAUGAUGGUGAUGAGGUGAGCUCUAUGCUGAUGACGCGUCGGAGUGGUGGCGCUGAGAUGCGUGGUGUUCGUGUCGUGGUAACGAUGUUAUCGAUGUGCUUGUAAUACAUUUAGGCACGCGUCUUAAUAAUUAAAGCAACGCGGAGGGGGUGGGAGCGGUGGCGGAUCGUGGAGCCGAGCGCGUCGGGGUUUGGUAGUUACUUAGUGACACUUUAAUUAGUUUUUAAUUGGAGCCGCGAGGCAACACUGGCUGUUGAUCAGCGGCGCGUGGCGUUUAUCUUCACUGUGUCUCGCUGCUGCUGCUGUUGUUGUUGUCAGCGUGCGACGUUGACUGAGCCCGUUAAGAAUCGUUGUUGUACGUCCCGUGAUGGUCUGUGUUCGCGCACCUGACAAGCAUUAAAGCUUAAUCACU
This is a messenger RNA of Lethenteron reissneri (Far Eastern brook lamprey), 5161 nucleotides long. RefSeq names its product claudin-9-like. Gene Ontology annotation, cellular component: membrane; bicellular tight junction. NCBI's taxonomy places the organism in Eukaryota, Metazoa, Chordata, Hyperoartia, Petromyzontiformes, Petromyzontidae. Gene Ontology annotation, molecular function: structural molecule activity. The record is from RefSeq and is a predicted model, not a curated record.